AUGUCUUGGUUGUCUGUCCUCCUUUACACCCUCUCAAUACUGGGGACAGCCUCGGCGGCCGACAGCAUUGUUUUCAAAGACCCUGACACGGGCUUCACCUUUUCUCAGUACAAUGCGCAAUACCAGUAUAACAGCCCCAGUACCAUCAGUUUCCGAACCGCCGUCCCUAAUCCGGCCGCGGCUCCAUAUGACGUCGUUCUACAGGUGACAGCCUUGAAGAACGUGGGCUGGCUUGGUCUCGCUUGGGGUGGGACCAUGCUCAACAACCCCUUGACCAUGGCAUGGGCGAACGGAAACUCUGUCACAGUGUCAAGCCGGUGGACGAAGGGACGCUCUAUGCCAACUGCGUACACCGGCGAGACGCUUCAAGUCCUCAAGACCGGGACCAAGGUCAACUCCACGCACUGGCAGGUGACGCUGAGGUGCAGCGGAUGCACCUCUUGGGCCACCACCUCGGGCUCGACCACAACGCUCAACCCAGGCGGCUCCAACAGGCUGGCCUACGCGUACGCCACGGCCGCUCCGUCAACGCCGUCCUCUAACACAUCUUCCUUUGGCGUUCAUGAUAAUUUCGGCUACUGGAGUCAGGACUUUGCCCAAGGGCAGAAUGCGGAUUUCCAGGCUCUGGUCUCGAAAAACAGCUAG
This is a messenger RNA of Diaporthe citri, 645 nucleotides long. RefSeq lists its product as uncharacterized. The transcript is spliced from 3 exons. The coding region runs from base 1 to 645 and encodes 214 amino acids. The record is from RefSeq and is a predicted model, not a curated record. Lineage: Eukaryota; Fungi; Ascomycota; Sordariomycetes; Diaporthales; Diaporthaceae.